CUAACAGUUAUCAUGUUUAAAAGAGAUAUAAGGUGCUCAUGAUUUGGUACCGGAACCAUAGAGCGAUGCACAUUUACCGGGAAGACUUAGAACCAAACACCAAGAGGAGGCUCUAAUGCUGAUGCAAGUUCAAUGAGUGACCAGUCUGUUGCGUUCACACGUCUGAGGAUGACGGAUUGCAAAGGAGACGGGGAAGCAGUCAAGAGUCCCAUGGAGCUCUAUGAGAAGUUGUCAGAACAAGGAGACAAAGUGAGGACCUUAAAAUCUGCAAAAGCUGAGAAAGCUGAAGUUGACGCCGCAAUCCAGUUGCUGCUAAAGUUGAAAAUGGACUACAAACAGUUGACAGGUCAGGAAUACAAACCUGGCUGUCCACCUUCAGAAAACUCAGCAGAGAAUGGCUCUGUAGCAGAUGAUUGCGAUGAUGAAGUUAACCCGUGGAAUGUCACAACCAGCAACGCAAAGGGUGUCGAUUACGACAAACUCAUUGUGAGGUUUGGCACUAGUAAAGUUGACCAGGAACUGGUAGACAGAAUAGAGAGAGUGUCAGGACAGAAACCUCACCACUUUCUUCGUCGGGGAAUCUUCUUCUCACACAGAGACAUGCAUCAGGUUCUGGAUGCAUAUGAGAAGAAGAAGUCCUUCUUCCUGUACACUGGCAGAGGCCCGUCAUCACAGGCCAUGCAUGUCGGUCACCUCAUCCCCUUCAUCUUCACCAAAUGGCUGCAGGAUGUGUUCGACAUCCCCCUGGUGGUCCAGCUGACCGAUGAUGAGAAGUACCUGUGGAAGGAUCUGACGCUAGAACAGUGCCACCAGUUUGCCGUGGAGAACGCCAAGGACAUCAUUGCCUGUGGUUUUGACAUCAACAAGACUUUCAUCUUUUCUGAUCUCGACUAUAUGGGAGCUUCACCUGAAUUCUACAGGAACGUGGUUAAGGUUGAAAAGCAUGUGACAUUUAAUCAAGUCAAAGGUAUCUUUGGCUUUACGGACAGUGACUGCAUUGGAAAGAUAAGCUUCCCAGCCAUCCAGGCGGCCCCAUCCUUCAGUAACUCUUUCCCACACAUUUUCGGGGACAAAAAGGACAUCCAGUGUCUCAUCCCGUGUGCCAUAGACCAGGACCCCUACUUCAGAAUGACACGUGACGUCGCUCCGAGACUCGGCUAUCCCAAACCAGCUCUGUUGCUCUCUACCUUCUUCCCAGCCCUGCAGGGGGCGCAGACAAAGAUGAGUGCCAGCGAUGCCAAUUCCUCCAUCUUUCUCACAGACACUGCCAAGCAGAUCAAAAACAAGAUCAACAAAUAUGCCUUCUCGGGGGGAAAAGACACAGUGGAGGAACACCGUAAAUAUGGUGGCAAUGUAGAGGUGGAUGUCUCCUUCAUGUACUUGAGCUUCUUUUUGGAAGAUGACGAACAACUGGAGAAGAUCAGACAGGACUACACAAGUGGUGCACUCCUAACCGGAGAACUGAAGAAGAUUUUGAUCGAAACCCUGCAGCCCCUUAUUGCCAAGCAUCAGGAGCAACGCAAGCAAAUCACGGAUGAGACUGUAAAGCAGUUCAUGACACCCAGGCCUCUCAAUUUUAAACUCUAGCUUGCUUUAGAUAACAAAUAUAAUGGCGAAUUGUGUUAUUACUGGUAGAAGGAACACAACAGUUUGGCGUCUAUGUGGGUUGGCGAAGUGGUCAUUUACACUGUACUGUCAAAUGACAUGUGCCUCUGUGUCAUAUUAAGCAUUGCAAUGACCUCUUGCUGCUUGUCAUGCAUCACCUGACUAUUUAAAACUGGGAAAUAUGAAGUAGGACAGUUGUUGUUAUUGUCAAAUCAGAAUACUUAAGGGACCUUUACCUGUCACCUUUCUCAAGGGCGCUAAAUCAUGUCAUCAACAGGCAUGCCGUGUCUUAAUGUGUCUUUUUUUUAUAUAUAUACUUGAACAACCCACCUGUCCAGAACAAUAUGCCGCAUCCCAGCAUCAGUGUUGAUAUUUAACAACCUUUUACACAUCACCCCAGGUAAACGGCUGUAAAUGAUUGCAAUAAAAAUGUCGGAAUACCACUUGGCAUGAUAUUAUUACUAUCUUCAUCCAAUGUGGAACACAUACACAACAAUGGACGUGCAGCGAUACGAUGGGAGAAAGUAUUGCCGGUGUGAUUUUUUUCAAAGAAUUUUUGUGAUACAGAUGCAUUACUUUUGAACCGCCAAACGCUUUACUUUGACCUUUAACUUUAUUCUGACCUAAACACAUCAACAAUGAAGCUACUGAGACUCUAGUCCUUUCAGCCUCAAAACAAAACAUCAUUGUCACUACAC
Molecule: messenger RNA, 2303 nt
Organism: Doryrhamphus excisus (bluestripe pipefish)
Lineage: Eukaryota; Metazoa; Chordata; Actinopteri; Syngnathiformes; Syngnathidae
Gene: wars1
Product: tryptophanyl-tRNA synthetase 1
Biological process (GO): tryptophanyl-tRNA aminoacylation
Cellular component (GO): cytoplasm
Molecular function (GO): tryptophan-tRNA ligase activity; ATP binding
Source: RefSeq, a predicted model, not a curated record